Messenger RNA from Thermochaetoides thermophila DSM 1495, 1200 nucleotides. RefSeq names its product putative NAD binding protein. The transcript has a single exon. The coding region runs from base 1 to 1200 and encodes 399 amino acids. The record is from RefSeq and is a predicted model, not a curated record. NCBI's taxonomy places the organism in Eukaryota, Fungi, Ascomycota, Sordariomycetes, Sordariales, Chaetomiaceae. Gene Ontology annotation, molecular function: NAD+ binding.
AUGACCACCCGCAAACCCCUCCUCCGCAUCCCCUACACCACCCCCCUUCCGCCGCCCCCAAUCCUCCCUUCCACGGCAACCUCCCUUCGCGGCGCAGUUGCUGCCCUCGCGCACUUCCUUCACGCCGCCCCGCCCCGCCCCGACCUCCCCCUCUCGACUGUAGUCCUCACAGGCGCAGGCCUCUCCGUCGCCAGCGGGCUCGCCGACUACCGCGGAGCAAAAGGCACCUACCGCGUGAACCGGACGUAUCGACCGAUCUAUUAUCACGAGUUCUUGACGAGUCAUGAGGCGAGGAAGAGGUACUGGGCGCGGAGUUUCCUGGGGUGGACGACACUUCGUGAUGCGGAGCCGAAUGCAGGGCAUUAUGCGAUCGGGGAGUUGGGGAAACUGGGAUUUGUGCGCAGCGUGGUGACGCAGAAUGUGGAUUCUUUUCAUAGGAGGGCGCACCCUGAUCUCCCGACGCUGGAAUUGCAUGGGAAGCUACGCGCCACAGUGUGCGUGUCGUGUGGGGGGGAGUUUGAGCGGGAGCUGUUCCAGCAGGAAUUGGCGAGGUUGAAUCCGGUGUGGGAGGGGUUUUUGCGAGAGGUGUUGGAGAGCGGGGCGUUGAGGACCGAGGAUCCGUUGGAGAAGAGGGAGCGGGGGUUGAGGAUGAAUCCGGAUGGGGAUGUGGAGGUGCCCGGUGCGCCGUAUACUACGUUCAGGUAUCCGGCGUGUCCGAAGUGCUUGAUGGAUCCGCCUUACGGGGAGGAUGGCAAGAGAUUGAGGGUCGAGGUGGAUGAUGAUGGGGCGUGGAGGGCGGGGAGUGAGGCGGGGGUGUUGAAGCCGGCGGUGGUGAUGUUUGGGGAGAGUAUAGCACCAGAGGUGAAGCAGGCCGCUGAGGAGGCGAUUGAUAACGCCGGGAAGUUGUUGGUGCUGGCUACCUCGUUGGCGACGUACUCGGCCUGGAGGCUGGCGAAGAGGGCGAAGGACAGGGGUAUGCCCAUCGCGAUUGUGAAUAUCGGUGGUGUCAGGGGAGAGGAGGUGUUCUUUGCUGACGUCAGUCCCGACCAGCCGGGUAGCCAGGGCGCGAGAGUGGAGAUGUCGACCGAGGAGUUGUUGCCGGCGCUUGUGCAGGAGCUUCGCGGGGUAUCGUCAUCGUCGUCACAUGUCGUGUCGACUGAGAGGAGCGAGGGCUCUGUGUUUAGGAAUAUGUUACAAUAG